AUGCGGGCCCCGCAUAACCUGCUCCAAUUUUUUUCCAUACCGCGACUGGCAGGCAACGCCGCUCGCGACAACAAGAAGACCCGUAUCAUUCCCCGUCACUUGCAACUCGCCAUCAGGAACGAUGAAGAGUUGAACAAGCUACUCGGACACGUCACCAUCGCCCAAGGUGGUGUCCUGCCCAACAUUCACCAGAACCUUCUGCCCAAGAAGACCGGCAAGACUGGCAAGACUUUGUCUCAGGAGCUUUAA
Chaetomium globosum CBS 148.51 is the source of this 249-nucleotide messenger RNA. RefSeq lists its product as uncharacterized. The transcript is spliced from 3 exons. Gene Ontology annotation, molecular function: structural constituent of chromatin; protein heterodimerization activity; DNA binding. Bases 1 to 249 code for a protein of 82 amino acids. Gene Ontology annotation, cellular component: nucleosome. Lineage: Eukaryota; Fungi; Ascomycota; Sordariomycetes; Sordariales; Chaetomiaceae. The record is from RefSeq and is a predicted model, not a curated record.